AUGACCGUUCAAGUUCCAUUCUUCCCCUUCCUGGGCUUCACCGCCGUCAUUGCCCUGGGAAUUGGCAAGGGUUCCGAAUCUAUCAGUAUCGAGGCAGCACUGAAAGUCCUGCUGCCGGGGGCGACAUUGCUCUAUACACUGUACUACUCAUGGAUCUAUCCGUGGUAUGUCUCACCAUUGAGACAUAUCCCAACGGUUCCAGGAUUUCCUCUCUGGGGCCAAUUUUUGACCAUUGUCACGACUGAGUGCGGCGUGCCCGCACGCGAAUGGCACCAGAAGUAUGGCCCAAUCGUCCGGUACUUCUUUCCUUUCGGCAGCGAAAGGCUCUCCGUUGCGGAAGACGAUGCCAUCAAACACAUGACGGUCAGAAACCCAUACAACUACCCCAAACCAGAACGUGCAAGAUUAUGGAUGAUGCCUAUUCUUGGCGAAGGCGUUCUACUCGCCGAGGGACAGACACAUGUCAUCCAGAGAAAGGCACUUACCCCGGCAUUUUCUAUCACUUCCAUUAGAUCGCUAAUGCCUGUAUUCUGGGCCAAAUCUUUGCGCAUGGCGGAGCUCUGGGAAAACGAGAUGGCGGCGGAAAAGACCUCGAACAAGUGCUUUGAGGUAUUGGAAUGGCUAAAUAGGACUACUUUGGACAUCAUCGGUCGCGCUGGACUAGGUACCGAUAUUGACUCACUUGACAAUCCUGAGGCCCCUUUGCGAGACGCAUAUCGACGCUGUUUCGACUUCAGUCUGUCGGCACGAGUUAUCAAUGGCCUUGCGGCUUUCACCAGUCUUAUCCGUCUGGUCCCCGCACGUUGUAACCGGGAUAUCGCUAUGGCACGAAAUAUCAUCCUUAGUCGUGCUUCGGAGAUCAUCGAGGAAAAGCAACAAGGCGUUAUUUCUAAUAAGCAAAGUCGCCCGAGAGACAUCAUCGGACUCAUCGUCAAGGAUAAUAUGGCAGCAAGCGAGGAAGACACCCUGUCACUGGAAGCGAUGCGCAACCAGGUGAUGACAUUUCUUGGAGCCGGGCAUGAUACAACGGCGACUUCGGUGGCGUGGAUGCUGUUGCUGCUUGCCAAAAAUCCAGACAUCCAGGAAAAAUUGCGCGGAGAGAUCCGCUCAAAACUACCUUUUCUCUUCAAUCCCAAGUCUCGAGAGGACAGUGACAAUAUCGAGAAAGCCGAUGUGGACCUACUCCCGUAUCUCGAAGAUGUCUGUAAAGAGUCUCUACGCUAUAUUCCGUCUAUCCCCAUGACGGUCCGAAAAACAAUCGAGGACGAUACACUCGGAGGAUAUUUCAUCCCUGCUGGAACCACGAUCUACCUGAUGGCGAACACCAUCAACCGUCUCCCCAACUACUGGGGUGAAAAAGCUGACAAGUUUGACCCAUCGCGCUGGCGGAGCCUGCCCCCUACGUACACGACAAACGCGUUCAUGACAUUCUUACAAGGUCCGCGCGGCUGCAUUGGUCGCAAAUUCGCCGAAGUGGAAAUGAAAACUAUCUUGUGCGCUUUGCUCAGCAAAUUCACAUUUGAGCAAGAUUUGUCGGUCCAGGAUCCGGAAGAGUUGAAGAUGUGGAGGCUGGUCCUGAGGCCCAGGGACGGUGUGAGCCUGAAAGUGUCUCUCUUGGGGGAUGAGGCAAAGCAUUAG
Cladophialophora psammophila CBS 110553 is the source of this 1638-nucleotide messenger RNA. RefSeq lists its product as uncharacterized. The transcript has 4 exons. Lineage: Eukaryota; Fungi; Ascomycota; Eurotiomycetes; Chaetothyriales; Herpotrichiellaceae. The record is from RefSeq and is a predicted model, not a curated record. Bases 1 to 1638 code for a protein of 545 amino acids. Gene Ontology annotation, molecular function: heme binding; iron ion binding; oxidoreductase activity, acting on paired donors, with incorporation or reduction of molecular oxygen.